UGAACCGGUCCUUCUUCUGUAAACUUUCAUCACAUCAACAAUCGAUUCAUUAUUGAAACUCAGAAAUGCCAACAAAAGGUUAUAUGUUUGGAAAGAAAAAACGUUACUGUAAGCCCAGAGGACGACAUGCUUCAAAGACAAAUGCACAAUUACAAAGCUCUGUUUUGGAUACAGCUGGAUCUGAAGCAGCAACAACACAGCCUGCAAGUGCAGCUGAGCGAAAAAUAUCCCUAACUGCAGUUACUAACGCUGAUAACACCAAUAAGAGGCUGCCUGAAGAUUUCAUAUACGUCAUGAUGAAUUCAAUGCAAUUGACCACAAUGGUCUCCUUGUUGUGCUGUCCACAUUGCUUUGACAACAAAUUAACAUUAACUAUGUGCAUCACACAAUCAAAAGGCAUGGCUCAUUUGAUUAAAAUCAAAUGCCUAAAUUGUGAAACAUAUUUGUGGUCCGACUGGACCUCAAAAAAAAAGUAG
This is a messenger RNA of Biomphalaria glabrata, 476 nucleotides long. RefSeq lists its product as uncharacterized. The coding region runs from base 66 to 476 and encodes 136 amino acids. The transcript is spliced from 2 exons. NCBI's taxonomy places the organism in Eukaryota, Metazoa, Mollusca, Gastropoda, Planorbidae. The record is from RefSeq and is a predicted model, not a curated record.